Molecule: messenger RNA, 2472 nt
Organism: Ostreococcus lucimarinus CCE9901
Lineage: Eukaryota; Viridiplantae; Chlorophyta; Mamiellophyceae; Mamiellales; Bathycoccaceae
Exons: 3
Coding region: 1-2472 (823 amino acids)
Biological process (GO): mitochondrial mRNA catabolic process; mitochondrial RNA 3'-end processing
Cellular component (GO): cytosol; mitochondrion; chloroplast stroma
Molecular function (GO): 3'-5'-RNA exonuclease activity; polyribonucleotide nucleotidyltransferase activity; RNA binding
Source: RefSeq, a predicted model, not a curated record
AUGGACGCGCGCGCGACGUCGAGGGCGUCGGCGUGGACGCGCGCGCGCGAGACGCGCGCGAGGGGCGAGCGACGCGCGGCGAGCGGCGACGGCGCGCGCGCGCGGGCGAACGCGCGGCGGCGAGCGACGCGCGCGACGCGCGCGCGAGGGGCGGAGCACGCGCUGGACGCGCUGUACCUGGGCGGACGCGCCGAGCGGGACGCGCGCGAGCUCGUGCUGCGGAUCGGGGAGAGCGAGGUGAGGCUGGAGACUGGGAAGAUUGGGUUGCAGGCGAACGGCGCGGUGUUCGCGAGCGAGGGGGAGACGGUGCUGUACAACACGGCGUGCGCGUCGAGGGAGUGCACGGGAGAUGGGUCGUUCGUGCCGCUGACGGUGAAUUACGCGGAGCGGUUCUCGGCGGCGGGGAGGACGUCGGGAGGGUAUAAGAAGCGAGACGGGGGGUUAAGAGAAAACGAGACGCUCAAGGCGCGAUUGGUCGAUCGGCCGAUACGACCGAUGAUGUACAAGGGAUGGGGAUACGAAACGCAGGUUUUGCAGUGGUUGAUGAGUUUUGACGCCGAGCGAUCGACGGAUGCGCUGGCGAUCACGGCGGCGUCGGCGGCGUUGGCGGUGAGCGACAUUCCGCUGAAGAAGCCCGUCGUGGGCGUUCGAGUGGGUCUGAUGCCUGGCUCGGAUGAACCGGUGGUGAAUCCGACGUCGGAACAAAUGAAACAAUCGAGAUUGGACUUGGUGCUCGCCGGCACGGACGAGGCGGUGCUCAUGAUUGAGGGCUUUUGCGACUUUUUGACCACGGAUGAAAUGUUGCGAGCGAUUGAAAAGGGCCAAGAGGCGGUGGCCAAGGCGUGCAAGGAAAUUGACGCUUGGGCCGCAACUGUCGCGCCGCAGAAGAUGAUGCAAAAACUCAUCGUGCAGCCCGAGGGCGUGGACGAGGCUGUCGCUGCGCUCGUGGAGGAUGAAUUGAAGCAAGCCAUCGUCGUUCCGAUCAAGCAAGAGCGAGGGGCGAUGAUUGGCGCCGCCCGCGAACGCGCAGUGGAAGCUCUUCAAGAUGAAUUCCAGGCUUCCGCCGUAAUCAACGCGUGCGGCAAAAUUGAGUCACGCGCCCUUCGCGACGUGAUCCGAACCAAAGGUCGUCGUCAAGAUGGUCGCACGACGUCGAUGAUUCGUCCGAUUGCGUGCGAGGCGGGUAUACUUCCUCGAACGCAUGGCAGCUCGUUAUUUACUCGCGGCGAAACGCAAGCCAUCGGCGUCGCGACUCUCGGCGGUAGUCAGGAUGCUCAGCGUCAAGACGACGUCGAAGCGGGCGAAGACAAACGCUUCAUGUUGCACUACUUCUUCCCUCCGUCAUCUGUUGGCGAAACUGGUCGCACGGGUGGCGCAUCCCGACGUGAGAUUGGUCACGGAAACUUGGCUGAACGCGCGCUCAUGCCCAUCCUUCCAUCGGAGGAGGACUUCCCUUUCGUGUGCAAACUGGAAAGCACAAUCACGGAAAGUAACGGUUCCUCGUCAAUGGCCACUGUCUGCGCGGGCACGCUCGCUUUGCUCGAUGCCGGUGUUCCUAUUAAAAGGAAAGUCGCGGGUAUCGCCAUGGGCUUAAUUUUGGGUUCUGAAGCCGCGGGCGGUGGCGAUGAGCUCGAGCCCAUCGUUCUCACCGAUAUCUUGGGCUCUGAAGACGCGCUCGGCGACAUGGAUUUUAAAGUUGCAGGCGACAAGGACGGUAUCACCGCGUUCCAGAUGGAUAUCAAGGUCGAAGGUAUCACGAUCGAUGUCAUGAAAACCGCGCUCGAAGAGGCGCAAAAGGGACUCGUGCACAUCCUCGGCGAGAUGGAAAAAUGUGACCCUGCGCCCGCGGGCGCCACGAGCAAGUAUGCCCCGCGCAUCGCUUCCAUCGCGGUGCCGGAGAAGUACUUUGGCAAAGUCAUCGGUAAGGGUGGGGAGACCAUUCGUUCCAUCAUGGAGAAGACUGGUGCUGAGAACAUCGAUGUUAACAAAGAAAAGGAGAUGGUGUUUGUCACUGGUGGCGCUGACGCGGACCUCGAUGCGGCGAUUCGGAUGAUCGAGGGCAUGAUUGUUGAACCAGAGGUGGGUAAAAUUUAUCGCGGCUGCGUCGUGAAGAAGGUUGUUGAAUUCGGCUGCUUUGUUGAAUAUUUGCCGGGUCUCGAAGGACUUGUCCAUAUCAGUGAGCUCGACGUUUCACGCGUGCCAAACGUCUCCGACGUGACGUCCGAAGGAGCGGUGAUGGAUGUCAAGAUUAUCGCGGUCGAUAAUCGUGGUAAAACCAGUCUGAGUCGCAAAGAAGUUUUAUUGGAGGAAAACCCAGAACUCGCCGCGGCCGGUUCUAUGUCCGACGACAGCGCGAAUGAAAGGAACGGUGGUGGCGGCGGACGAGGUGGUGGCGGACGCGGGGGUCGCGGUGGUCGUGCAGGACCGAAACGUGAUUCGGGCGGCCCCAAGCGCGACUCGGGCGGGUUCUAA